Molecule: messenger RNA, 1218 nt
Organism: Saccostrea echinata
Lineage: Eukaryota; Metazoa; Mollusca; Bivalvia; Ostreida; Ostreidae
Product: dehydrogenase/reductase SDR family member 6-like
Exons: 9
Coding region: 19-759 (246 amino acids)
Biological process (GO): siderophore biosynthetic process
Cellular component (GO): cytoplasm
Molecular function (GO): 3-hydroxybutyrate dehydrogenase activity
Source: RefSeq, a predicted model, not a curated record
AUGUGCAUUUUAUAGGAAAUGGGGAGAUUGGAAGGAAAAAUCGCAGUGCUUUCAGCUGCCGGACAAGGGAUCGGGAGGGCCUCAGCACUGGCCUUUGCAAGAGAGGGUGCAAAAGUUAUUGCAACUGACAUAAAUGCAGAUUUAUUGAAAAAAUUAGCCGAGGAUUGUCCAGGAAUUGAAACAAGGGUUCUUGAUGUGACAAAAACAGAGGAUGUGAAAGCUUUCGCUGCAACUAUACCAAAGAUUGACAUAUUAUUUAAUGUAGCAGGAUUUGUACACCAUGGAUCCAUCCUGGAAACUGAUGAAAAAGCCUGGGAUUUUUCCUUCGAUUUGAAUGUCAAGAGCAUGUGGCGAAUGUGUAGCCAGUUUCUUCCCAAGAUGAAGGAGCAGAAGUCAGGAGUCAUUCUUAACAUGUCCUCUGUGGCCUCCAGUAUCCAUGGUGCUCCAAAUCGCUGUGUUUAUGGGUCCACAAAGGCUGCUGUAAUAGGGCUUAGUAGAGGAAUAGCUGCAGACUUUGUCUCUGACAACAUCAGGUGUAAUUCUAUCUGUCCAGGGACAAUUGACACUCCAUCUUUGCAAGGAAGAAUCCAGGCGCAGCCAGAUCCUACGAAGGCCAGGAAGGAUUUUGAGGCACGACAGAAGACCGGUAGAUUUGGCACCCCAGAAGAAGUAGCCAACAUGGCUGUGUAUCUUGCUUCUGAUGAGGCAGUGUAUGUUACAGGGAAAGAGUUUGUUAUUGAUGGAGGCUGGAGUAUCUAAUUGUAGCACUAUUGCCACAUUAUCCAAGAUUUUUUUAUACAUCAGAUUUUAAAAUCUACACGUGCAUGAAAUCCAUGUGAAUUUUUUCAACAAAGCAGAAUUCUUAGUUUCAUUUGUGUACUUCAGUGCUCAUAAUCAAAUAUAUAUACGGAUCAAACUCUACAAAAUGUAAGAAAAAAGUUGUGCUUGAUAUUACUGUCAUACAGUAAUUUAAAGAGCAUUGCAAUUUAUCACUAUUGUUAUCAAUGUUGCUAUGAAGAUUUUAUGGUUGUCUCUGUGUAUUCAAGAUGAACAAAUUUUAGAUUUUUAUCUCUUUGUUACAAUGUCAUAAAAUAUGUUUAUUUAUAAUGAAAAGGAAUUAUUUUUAUUCCAAUAAUUGAAUUAAUAUAUAUAAAUAUUACAUAUAUAUUCCCUACAAUUUUUCUUUUAAGUUAAUAUAAAUAAUAAAAUUAUUUGAAA